Molecule: messenger RNA, 2172 nt
Organism: Ylistrum balloti
Lineage: Eukaryota; Metazoa; Mollusca; Bivalvia; Pectinida; Pectinidae
Product: probable C-mannosyltransferase DPY19L3
Exons: 17
Coding region: 1-2172 (723 amino acids)
Cellular component (GO): nuclear inner membrane
Molecular function (GO): mannosyltransferase activity
Source: RefSeq, a predicted model, not a curated record
AUGUCAGAUGUGCGACAGAGGAAAAGCAAAGGUCGCUCUCAGAAGAAUGCCUCCUCAGUCGUCCAGAAAGGAGUCCAGAAGUCCAAGACUUCCUCAAAAGACGAGGAAUGUGAGAGCGAGGACUCCCCCCUCUAUUGGACGCUGUCAUGGAGUAGUGUUAUUUUGGGUGUAGUGGUAAUGUUCUGCUGUGGGCUGACACAUGCCAAGUAUAUGUCACAGAUUCAUGAAAACUGGCUCUGGUUCACAAAUAUCAAGGAAGUGGAGAGGGAGAUAUCCUUUCGGACGGAGUCUGGAUUAUACUACUCCUACUACAAACAGUUGGUUCAUGCCUCUUCAAUAACCCGAGGCCUAUAUGAGAUAACGCAUGACAACAUGACAGAACAUCCAAGUACUAUCAAUGUCCUGGAACGUAUGAAUAUCUACCAAGAAGUCAUCCUCAGCAUCCUCUACAGGGUUCUCCCCAUCAAGAAUUACAUCCAGCCAAUCUACUUCUACAUCAACAGUGUGUUUGCUCUUCAUGCCAUGCUCAUUUGGGCUUUGUUUGCCACAGCUUAUAUGCUCAGCGGUUCAUGGCUUGCCGGCAUUCUCACUUCCUGCUUCUACAUCUUUAACAGGCUGGACACGACACGUGUAGAAUACAUCAUUCCCCUACGUGAGAGUUUCUCCUUGCCAUUUUUGUGGGUACAGGUAGCUGCCACCUCAUUCUACUUCAGACCAAGCAACAACCCUACUAAAGAUAGACUAUCUGUUGCCCUGUGUCUAGUCAGUACCUUCUUGUUUGCCUUGGGAUGGCAGUUCAACCAGUUCAUCAUUCUACUCCAGUCAUUUUCCUUGUUUGGCGUGUGGAUUUUAGACCUUGUUCCCCCAAAGAAGGUUCGAAUGAUGCUUUAUAUCGAGGCUAUUUCCCUAUUGAUGGUGUGCCUGCUCCAGUUCAUCAACAAAAUGAUACUUGGGUCCUUCGUGAUGAGUUUCAUACCAGCAGCUCUGCUCCUUAUGUAUAUAAAGGGUGAUGACAUGAAACUUUGCAGUAUACCUUCACGGAUCUUCAAGGUCAUAUCUUAUAGCACGGUGGUGUUGAUGUUGAUGGUGUCCAUCAACUUAGCAGUGAAGGUUUUGAUCAACGUAGAAGCAGAUGAACAUAUAUACAAAUUUGUGCUGUCUAAAUUUGGAAUUGGAAAUCCUAGAGACUUUGAUUCACGGAUAUAUCUUUGUCUGGAGGCGUUUCAUUUCCUGCCAUUUGAUACAUACGAGAGAUUAACAAAAGGCAUGGUUUUCCCCUUCUAUGUGGCUACACAUGUGAUCCUGCUUAUAGUCCUCUGUGUGGCUGUUCUACAAAACUGGAGUAAUCAUGUGCAUGAUGCAACUGUGAAAGAUACUGCCAGUACAAAAAAGUCCCAUCUUCUUAGUAACAGACCAGAACUGGCAUACCAUACAGUGCAGGCAGUGUUUUUUGGAUUGCUAGCCAUGUCUACAUUGCGUAUGAAAUAUCUUUGGACACCUUACAUGUGUAUACUGGCCAGCUUCGGGAUCAGUGACUACCGUAUGUGGAGGUCUGUCCUGGCUCACCUGAAGACACAGGGCAUGAUGGUGCAGAUCGUACGACAUUUGGCCACUCUGAUUGUCCUAGCUGCCUUGUUAGCACUAGCUCUUCCUCCUGUUUUCAAAGAACUAGAAGACCUUAAAGAAUUCUGGGACCCAGAUACUGUUCAGCUCAUGGAGUGGAUUAAAAAAGAGACCCCUAAAAAGGCAGCGUUUACAGGAAGUAUGCAGUUACUGGCCGGAGUUAAGUUAUGUACUGGUCGCCCUAUCACAAACCAUCCCCACUAUGAGGACAAACAUCUACGAGACAAAACUAAAGAUCUUUAUCAAAUCUAUGCUAGAAAAACACCAGAAGAUGUACACAAACUACUGAAGAAGUAUAAAUCUAGUUAUAUAAUUCUGGAGGACAGUAUUUGUUUAGCUCCAUCAAAAAAUGGAUGUCGAACCCCUGAUUUAAUGGACUUUCAUAAUGGCCAUCUUCCUGAUGCCAGUAAUGGUAAGAUGGAGCCUGGACUUAUCCGAAGUAAAGUGGCGAGAUUUUGUGAUGAAAUCAGGUACAAUGGAACUCGUUUCACGAAGCUAUUCAAACCAGUCAUGAGUAACAAGACAUUUCGUGUUCACAAGGUGGUAUAG